Thalassophryne amazonica is the source of this 1720-nucleotide messenger RNA. It is a transcript of the gene lyrm4b, whose product is annotated as LYR motif-containing protein 4B. The transcript is spliced from 3 exons. Gene Ontology annotation, biological process: iron-sulfur cluster assembly. The record is from RefSeq and is a predicted model, not a curated record. Gene Ontology annotation, cellular component: mitochondrion; L-cysteine desulfurase complex. NCBI's taxonomy places the organism in Eukaryota, Metazoa, Chordata, Actinopteri, Batrachoidiformes, Batrachoididae. The coding region runs from base 62 to 310 and encodes 82 amino acids.
GUUUGAACACCAUCACACAGACUUCUGAGGGCGCAGCGGUCUUAGUAGCAACGCGGUGCUAAUGUCUAGCAGAGCGCAGGCGAUUUCUCUUUACAAGAUGCUUCUGAGAGAAAGCAGCAAGUUCCCUUCAUACAACUACAGGACGUAUGCAGUGCGACGGGUGCGUGAUGCCUUCAGGACCAACAAAAACAUUGAGGAUCCUCAAACGGUGGCAAGGCUGCUGGAGGAGGGACGGCAGACGCUGGCACUGAUACAGAGACAGGUGAACAUCGGACAAAUGUACAAGACCAAGAAGCUGGUGGUGGAGUAGUCCAGAGAGGACCAGAGAACUGGUCCAGAAAAAGACUUCUCAGCGUGAGCGUGACUGUACUGCUUUGGACUCUAGUUUGGGUCACUGGAUGCAGGUGUGAAAUGCAUUGUGGGAUAUGGAGGACGGAGUAAAGUAUUAAGUCCUGAUGUUGAUGUUAUAAAUCAGAAAACAUUGGGAUGUAUGGAAAAUGUAAAUGGGGAAAAAAACCCCACAGUGAUUCUUACAUUUCCUUUGAUUGUUUCAUUACAGACUGUAUGAACCAAUCAUGUUUUUUUUGUUGUUGUUGUUGUUGUCUGUUCAGCUUCAUUUCAUUUGUUAACAUUCAUCCAUUCCUGCAUUCCAGGCCUGCAACAUGUUCCAAAAAAACAUGUUGCUGUUCCUUCUCACAACACUUCAAAGAUGUUUUGACGUUGAGGACACCGAGUGAUGAAACAUUUCAGGUGUUAUUUUGUCCAAAUCCUUUUGCAAACAGAUCUUAAGAUGUCCAACAGUACGAGGUUAUCGCUGUUGCACUUUUCAUGACAAAAUUUUCCACAUAUUCUCAGGGCUGGAAACAGGCUAGUCCAGUAACCGUCCCCUCUGCUUCUGCAGCCAUGUCUUUGUAAUGUGUGCAGAAUGUGGUUUUGUUCUGUCUUGUUGAAAAAUUUAUGAACAUCCCUGGAAAAGAUGUCAUCUUGAAGGAAACACAUCUUGCUCUAAAAUGUCAGUGUACUUUUCUGCAUUUAUGCUGCAUCACAGAGUGUAAAUGACCUUUGACAAGGACACGGACACAACCCCAGACCAGGACGGACCCUGGAUUUCGGACUUGUUGCUGAUAACAGUCUGGAUGGUCCUUUUUGUAUUUGGGCCAAAGCACAUGGUGUCCAUUUCUUCUAAAAAAUAUAUGUGGAAUACUGAUUCAUCUGACCACAACACACAUUUCUGCUGGGUGAUGGUCCAACCAAAUAUCUCUGAGCCCAUAGAAGUCAACACUACUUCUGGACAAGGUUAGCAUCAGGCGUUUUCAUUUUUCUUUUUUUUUUUUCUUAGAGUGGGGUUUUAAGUAUUAUUUGUGAAUGUAACUCUGUUGUAGUACUUGACAAAAGUUUCCCAAACUAAUCCCUUACUUAUGUAGUUAAAUCAGCUAUUUAUGAAUGACUGUUCUUGACGCAGUGCCAUCUGAGGGAUCAGACAUUGCAGGAAUAUUAACAAAAGAAAAGACGCUGACCAGAAAAAAAAAAACAUGAAAUAUCUCUGGUCCAUACUGUCUGAAAUCAAAGUAAAUGUUAGAUUCCACCCCUCAUUUUCCAUAUCGCACCAAAUCUUUCCUGAUUUGGGUUGUACAUUGAAGUGGGGAUAAAUACUUGUAUGACUUUUAUUUCAGAAAUUCCACAUCUGCCUGUCAGCCUUAAAAUAAAUAUUUAAAUAUUG